ACAUGUGGUGUGUUUUAUUUAAAAAUGUUAAAGCCAAACUUAAGUGUCAUUUGUUGAAAUGUGUUGCUAAUCUCUAAUUUUGCAUAUGGCAUACUAGUAGAUACCCACACUGUACACUACCUGGUAAUUAUUAAAUAUUCCUGAUAUGAAUGAUAUCAAUGUACAAAGGAGAGAAAAAUGUCAUAUUCAUAGUCAUGUUGGAAAUGUAGACAGAUUGUGUGUCAGCAACCUGCUGGUGAAAUUUAAUAAGAAAACCAUUAAUGCUGAAGAAGCUUUAUACAUAAUUAUGAGGAAAUUAGAGAUGGAUUACCUCCCAUAGUUCACCGAGCUCUUCAAGUGGAAGAAAGAUGAGUGUGUGGAAGAGGCUUCAAAGAGUUGGCAAGGCAGCCUCCAAGUUUCAGUUCACUGCCUCGUAUCAGGAAUUGCAAGUUGAAAGUUCUAAGAAAUGGCAACCAAACAAGGUGUGCAUUGUCUGGACCAGAAGAAAUCGUCGGAAGUCUACCAUGCUUCAUGAAUGGGAGCCGACGAUCAAGAACCCAUACCUGGGGGUGGUUUCCUGGACGGUACCAGAGAACGUGGAGAUACAAGUGACCUUGUUCAGGGACAACAAACACUCUGCAUACGAGGACAAGGAGUGGCAUUUUGUCAUUGAAGAUCAAUCCCAGAGUGGCAGAAGAAAGAUAAUUGCUACAGCAGCCAUUAACAUGAAGAAAUAUGCUACAGAUAUACCCUCACAGCAUGAGCUCACCAUCCGGUUAAACCCAGUCACCAAGAAGAUCAAGGGUGCACUUAUCAAGCUCACCCUAUCCUGCGUUUUUCUGCGCGAAGGAAAGGCUACAGAUGAAGACAUGCAGAGUGUAGCCUCCUUGAUGUCGAUAGGAAAGUCAGACAUAGGCAACUUGGAAGACAUUGAUGACGAUGAUGAAAACGACACUGAGAGUGAUCUAAACAUCUCCGCUAAAUUUGCAGAUGUAACCAAUCAGAUGGCUCAGCUUCAAACCAAUCAAAACAUGGGUAAUCCUUUCGGCGACCCUGAUGAUGAGGAUGUUGAUAUUGAUAUUGAUGAAAUGUUUCAAAAGUACCAGCCAAUAAAACCACCAAUGAAUCCGUUUGAAGAAGCAGAAGAAGAUGCUUAUAUAAGCACCAUUUCAGAACCCACUGUCAACAACCCCUUCGCUGGAGAGGACAAUGACAAGUCAGCCUUAAACAACACUAGUGAAGUUUCCACAAACCCUUUUGAUGAGCCAGAGGAACUGGAUGACUCCAAUCCCUUCUCAGAUAAAUUUAGUGACACAUCGUCCUUAGACAGAAGGAAGAAAAAGAAGGAAGCUCCAGCUCCACCGAGAUCCCAUUCCCAGGGUGUCCCCUUUGAGAAUCCCCCAACAACAAAACCACCACCGAGGCCAGAAGGGAAACAAGGUGAAAAGAAGCCUGCAGCUCAAGUUGCACCACAGACUCCCGUGAAUGCCAACAAGCCUGCCCAUAAGUAUGUAAAGUCUAAGAAGAAGGCCCCCACCCCUCCCAGGCCUAUGUACAUAGGGACACCUCCGUCUUCACCGAAGGCUGAAAGAAAAAGGUCCCUCUCACCACCUGAAGAAAAGAAGCCUUCAGAAAAUCACAGCAAUAAUAAUGUGGAAAGCAGUCCUUCAACUGUUAUUGACACUUCAAUUGAAGAUUCUAGCUAUAUGGAAUCCCCAAGCCAGGCUCCCAGCUCCAGCCUUGACCUUCUGGACUGGUGCAAGGUGGUAACCCAGGGUUACAAAGGGGUCAAGGUCACCAAUCUCACCACCUCCUGGAGGAAUGGAAUGGCCUUCUGUGCUCUCAUUCAUCAUUUCAGGAGUGACCUCAUAGAAUUUUCUAAACUAGCUCCUCAUGAUAUUAAAGGAAAUAACAAAAAAGCAUUCGACGCUGCAGCCAAGCUGGGCAUACCACGGGUCAUUGAGCCCUCAGACAUGGUGCUGUUGGCCGUGCCAGACAAGCUGGCUGUGAUGACCUACCUGCAUACCCUCCGAAGCUACUUCACCGGAACUGCACUGGAGAUUCAACAAAUUGGCCCCAGCUCAAAGGAAAGUACGUACACCCUGGGAGAGAAUGAUCAUGCCGAAGACUCUGCCAUCUCCAAAGAAAUGUAUGGAGAUCGUAUAGCUAAUGGAAGUGUGAAAAAGGCUAAAACCAAAGAAAAAAAGACAGGUGGUGAAUCAGUUACAAAGGGAGAUAAUACAGGUGCUAAGGGAGAUAGUAAUGGUGCCAAGGGAGAUAAAAAAGGGUCAAGUGACAAAGUUGAUUCAAAGGCAGGUAAAUCUACUACUGUUGAUUUGUCAAGUAAAACUGACAGUUCUAGUCUUUCAUUGGGAAACUCUAAAGAAGGUUCAUCGAAAAAUAAAGUUAUAGAUAGUAAUGUUGGAAAAGAUGCUAAAAAAGAAUCUUCUGUUGAAAUCAGAAAUAAAACACCUAGGACUAGUGUUCACUCAAUAGAACCUUUAGACAGCACUGCACCUGGUUUUAAUGCAAAUAGUGAUAAAUUGGUUUCAAAUAUUGAGAAAGAACCCGCUAGCUAUGUACGGAAGAAUCCGUUUGAUAGUGAUGAUAAUACAGAAGAGGAAAAGAGAAAUAUUAAAAUUGAAAAGAAGACACCAGAGUUAGAUUCUAGUCAAGAUGUUGAAAGACGGCAGUCAGCUGAUAUGAAGAGGAAAGACCUAAAUUUACCGGACUUAAAAGCAGCCAUGGAUAGGCCACACAUACCAGAAACCCCUUCAAGGGAAGCAACUCCUGACACACCUAGCUCAGAAACAUCAGAAUCCUCUCAGUCCAGUCGCCGCUCACGCCAGCUGGAGUUAAAGGAACGCGCCCAGCUGCUGUUACAGAAGGCGCGUCAGGAGACAGCCAAGUCCACCAAGGAGGAGGGGCCCCCGCAGGGAGGCAGUGAGGAGGGGCCAUUGUCGGCAGGUCAGACCGGGGCCACAGACGCCAGAGGCACCACAGGGGAUGUCCAGGAAAGCAAGGACAUUGCUGCCGAAGACGAAAGGAAAAGGCAGCUAAGAGAGCGAGCCCGUCAAUUAAUUACGGAGACUCGAGAGAGCCUUGGGAAACCUUCAGAGACUGAGUUCAUGCGCAAGAUGAGUGGAGAAGGCCCGUUAGCAAGGUCUCUGCCACUUCCAGCAAUGAAGAAGUCAAAAGACGAAGAAGACGAAAAUACUGUACCCCUGUACCAUCGUCAGCUGCUCCGCUCCUAUCUGUCUAUCACCAAGCACGAUAAGUCAGUGGAGAUGACACCAGCCACCGAACCAUUCCGAAAGGACUCGACCGGGUCAAAGGGGGACCACCAGCUCCGAAAGAUGAGCCUCAACCGCCCAAAGAUACAGCUCACCUCCCCUGUGUCUCCAGGGUUUGAGAAGGACUUUCCAGGUCCACAGGAGUCUAAGGAGCCUGUAGUUACGUCUGCACACAGAAAGGUGGCCCCACAAACACAGACUUCAUUCACCAGUGUAGAUUUCAAUGAACAGACCAGAGCUCAAACAGAGAAAGCCACUGCAGAUGAUGACGGUGACCUAUUGGACAUUGAAGAAAUCCUGCGGCAGGCACAGAAUCUGAAGGACACCAACCAGUAUGUGAUUAAUGAGAUGGAGGCAUUGGAGCGUGAACAGACACAGAUCGACUGUCGGGCGGCCAUCUUGGAGAAUAAGCUACGACACUGCAUGAACAAAAAUUUAAAGCAUAGAAAGUCAUUUGGGUUGUUUGUCCAGAAAAGCCAAAGCAUGAACAAGGCCAAGGAGGAGAAGCUACUGCAGGAGUGGUUCCUACUGGUCAACAAGAGGAACGCCUUGAUACGGCGCCAGAUGCAGCUCAACAUUCUAGAGAAGGAGGAUGACUUGGAGAGGAAGUUUGAGCUUCUGAAUCGAGAACUGCGGGCCAUGAUGGCCAUAGAAGACUGGCAAAAAACAGAAGCACAGAAGUUGCGUGAGACGCUGUUGCUAGAGGAACUCGUGGUAACGGUUAACAAGAGAGACGAGCUGGUUCAGCAUCUGGAUUCACAGGAGAGGGCCAUCGAUGAUGAAGAGUACUUGGACAAAAGAGUAACAGAAGGGAAACUACUGGUAGAGGACAAGAGUUGUGCAAUACAGUGAUGUAUUAGCACUCUUAAUCAUAGGACAAGAGUUGUGCAAUACAGUGAUGUAUUAGCACUCUACAUCAUAGGACAAGAGUUGUGCAAUACAGUGAUGUAUUAGCACUCUUCAUAAUAAUGUUUAUGAAUAAGUACACAUGUAGAAUUUGUUGAUAUUGCCAUGGAUGUUGAAGCUCUCCACUUAUCUCAUCAAGAAAUAAUGAAUGUGGCCGGAAUCCUUGUGAUUGGUUAACUCACCAACCAUUAGAUUUAAAAGACACAUAAAAAUCAGUCAAAUAUUAAUAGUCUGGUACAGUUUGUGUACAUGUAACAGCUUGUGGUGCUUCUGAAGUAGUCGCUUAAGUACACUUUGUUCAUACAAAGCAAACAGUAAUGUUUGUAUGUGCCAUUCACACCAAAUAUUUUCAAACAUAGAUAUAGUUCAAUACAUAACUUACAGACCAAAUAGCUUUCAGUGCAAAAAAUGAUAUGGUAAUUGUCUUUCUGUAUACAUACAUUGAAUGAUUUUCUGUGAAUCAUUCAGGAACAAAAAGGCACUUGAAAAACUGACAUAAUUUUUUUAGUUAGUUCUGGGAACACCAGGCUUAAUGCUUGUGCCUAGUUCUGGGAACAGCAGGCUUAAUGCUUGUGCCUCACAGGCUUAUCUGGGUUAACACUAGACUCUGAGAUUACAUUUUAUUUAAAAGAGACUUCUUUAAAUGAAAACUUCCAUGAAAAUGAAGUGUUGUUCCUGCUUAGCCUGUGUUGACUGCACAGGCUGAUCUGAGACAAUACUUUAUGCACAUUCAUUAGCCUUUUCUCAGAUACUUAUAUGUAGUACAAUGUGUAGUUGGUCUUGAAAUAGUGUAAGCCUGUUAUUUGAAGCAUGGUUUGCUUUUUAAGGGCUAUAUGCUAUCUGAAGGCAUGGUAAUGCUGUAAUUAUUCAAUUGUUAUUAAAUUAUAUAAUUUGUAAUAAGGAUGUACAAGAAUUACAAAGGAUACUUUAUAAUAAAUUCUUAGAUAUAUAUAUAACAUUCACAUUGUAUUGUAACACAGAUUAAGGCAGAAUUGUGUAUUAAAUCCCCACAAAAUUGUGAUGUCUUAUUUUGACAAUCUUAUAUUAUGUCGAAACUUACAAAUCAAAACAAUGGUGUGACAUACUGAAUUUUGAUCAGUAUAGCAUGUGUGAUAUGCAUGUACAGUAAUAAAGGUGGCCUCUGCAAUGUGCCUUUGUCAUGCUUAUGUGAUUAAGUACUAUGAAUUAGUAUUUUAGAAAAUUGUGAUAAUAUUAAUGCACCAAAUUAUUCAGCUUUUUUCAUACUAUACAAUGAUAUGCACAUUUUUAAUUUAAUGAGGUGAAAUGAAUUACCGGUAAAUAUGGCAGUAAUUAAACAUUACACAGUAGCAAAAAUAAACUAAGAUACUUUUCACACCAACAUAUUAUAAGUUUAUAAUACAUUGUUUAUUAAAUGGAUCAGAAGCUUUCAAACGAUCACAUUAUAUAUAUUAAAGGGAAACAGAAGGUUGAAACUAAAAAAAAACAUAUACAUGUUCAUGUCAUUGAAAGUGGCUCAAAACAUGGUUGUGAUCAUCCCUGAUUAGCUUUCUAGGACCGGCAGGCUUAUCUACCAUGAUACUUUACUGGCCUGCAUUAAGCCUGGUUUUCUCUGAGAACAGACUAUAUAAUUCUUAUGCAUGCUUAGACAAACAUAGUUUACAUAGCCAACUCUGAACUCUAUGGAAAAAAACAACUCAUGAUAGCUUUUUUAAUAAUUUAAGUUUUCAAAAAAAUCAUGUAAGAUUUUCAGGAAUACCGGGUAUAUGUUUCUUUGGUUAUAUUAAUGUCUAAAAAGGUAAGGUAUAGUCAUAUUGCAAUGUUUACUUUAGAAUCCCCUGAUUAAAAAACGUAUUAGCCAGUGCUCCUUAGUCUUGUAUAUUUUGUUGUAAAUUUUGUAUACUUUGGCCACAAACUUCUUGAAGCUAACCUUAGUUUUGUUUAUUGUAUUUAUGUUGAUUAAACUUUCUGAUUAUCUUUUAUUAGCGGUAUUUCUGUUGUGUUUAACCUGUACAGUAAACAUCAAUUGCAUUAAAUAUUUCUUCAUUUUAGCUUUAUUAUAUAGCUUUAUAAUCAUAGCUUAUGAACUUAUAUUAUUUUUAUCAUUUUAAAUUAUAAUUAUCAUUGAAGAUUACAUUGUGCAAUAUUACUAGCGUUGGAUGGAUUUGAGAAUAUAUCAAGAAUAUUCUUCUGUUUUAUUUCCUAAUCCCUUGUGUUGGUUGAUUAUGGUUUAUGUGUGCUAUAUUUGCAAUGAUUUAAAAUGCAUUUUAAAUAUAUCAACUAAGUCACUUGUGUUCAAGUUUUGUAAUGUUACAAGUUUCUCUGAGUGUUUAAAUAUGUGUCUGCUUUGAAUAAUGGGCCGGUUGCUACAAAUACUCUGGUGUACCGGUAAUUAUUCUUGAUGCCUAUAAGGCAAUUUCUGCCAUUAAUUUCUUUGAUUGCUUUUAUAUAAUAUAGUAUAAUGAUGUUUGUGAAUAUUCAAAUGUUUUCUUUGUAAUUGUUUAAAUUAAUGCAUAUACAAGUUCAUAAUGGUUAUUAAAUAUUCAAAACAAUUUAAUUUUCUAUUCAUGGAUAGAAAUAAGUAAUGUUCCUAAAACUUGAAAUUGGUUAAGUGUAUCUUACACUGAUAAACACCGUAUUAAGCACCUGAAAAUCCAUCCAUUUAAGUGUCAUGUAAUGCGUUAAAUAAUUUCUAUAUACAGCUUUUUAUGUCCCCCACUAUAGUAGUGGGGGACAUAUUGUUUUUGCCCUGUCUGUUGGUUGGUCUGUUGGUUGGUCUGUUUGCGCCAACUUUAACAUUUUGCAAUAACUUUUGCUAUAUUGAAUAUAGCAACUUGAUAUUUGGCAUGCAUGUGUAUCUUAUGGAGCUGCACAUUUUGAGUGGUGAAAGGUCAAGGUCAAGGUCAUCCUUCAAGGUCAGAGGUCAAAUAUAUGUGGCCAAAAUCGCUCAUUUUAUGAAUACUUUUGCAAUAUUGAAGAUAGCAACUUUAUAUUUGGCAUGCAUGUGUAUCUCAUGGAGCUGCACAUUUUGAGUGGUGAAAGGUCAAGGUCAUCCUUCAAGGUCAGAGGUCAAAUAUAUGUGGCCCAAAUCACUUAUUUUAUGAAUACUUUUGAAAUAUUGAAGAUAGCAACUUGAUAUUUGGCAUGCAUGUGUAUCUCAUGGAACUGCACAAUUUGAGUGGUGAAAGGUCAAGGUCAUCCUUCAAGGCCAGAGGUCAAAUAUAUGUGGCCCAAAUCGCUUAUUUUAUUAAUACUUUUGCAAUAUUGAAGAUAGCAACUUUAUAUUUGGCAUGCAUGUGUAUCUCAUGGAGCUGCACAUUUUGAUUGGUGAAAGGUCAAGGUCAUCCUUCAAGGUCAAAUAUAUGGGUCAAAAUUGCUCAUGUAAUGUCACUUCAGCAAUAUUGAAGCUAGCAAUUUUAUAUUUGAAAUGCAUGUGUAUCUCAUGGAGCUGCACAUUUUGAGUGGUGAAGGGUCAAGGUCAAGGUCAUCCUUCAAGGUCAAACGUCAUAUAGGGGGACAUUGUGUUUCACAAACGCAUCUUGUUUGUUUAAUAUUUGUAUUUACAUGAUUAUUAUAUUUUGAAUUAUUUCAAUUAUACAGUAUCUGAAGCAAAUUACCGCAAUUGUGUCUUAAAGUCUCAAACAUACAAUAUGCUGUUAAUUUAUCAAAACCACAUUUUGAUUUACAAACCACAUGUGUGCGAGUAUUCAAGAUGUUGUUAAUCACUUUUGUUUAAUGUUGCUUUUCUGUGUUAAAUGAUGCAACUCAAAUAUCUGUUUUGAAAUAAAUGUGCAUAAAACUGAAAACUGUUUUGGUUAAAACUUCCAUGCCUCUUGUGUCGGAAUAUAUAUGUAGGUCUCAUUUUAAA
Dreissena polymorpha is the source of this 8025-nucleotide messenger RNA. RefSeq names its product EH domain-binding protein 1-like. Bases 348 to 4124 code for a protein of 1258 amino acids. Lineage: Eukaryota; Metazoa; Mollusca; Bivalvia; Myida; Dreissenidae. The transcript has 26 exons. Gene Ontology annotation, molecular function: protein binding. The record is from RefSeq and is a predicted model, not a curated record.